UAAAACAGAAAAUGCUUUAAAAUGGCGUUAGAUUCAAUUACUGGCGUCGUUUAACGAGCAAAUAGCUAAGGUAGGCCUGGUCCAACAGAGAGAAUGGCUGCAAAUCCAGCAGCAACGCCUCCAAACCUCCCCAAAUCUGGAGCCAUCUCCAAAGGCUACAACUUUGCUUCUACUUGGGAACAGAAUGCGCCUUUGACGGAGCAGCAGCAAGGGGCAAUACUGAUGCUAUCUCAUGCAGUUGCGGAAAGGCCGUUUCCGUCCAAUUUGGCUCAAGAGCGAACCUCAGGGCAAGAUACUGGCUUGUCUGUUUCUACAAAGGAUAAGAAUUUCGGAGAUUCUGAAGCUAUUGAAGCAAUUUUGGUUAAUACAAAUCAGUUUUAUAAAUGGUUCACAGAUCUUGAAUUGGCCAUGAGGUCGGAGACAGAAGAGAAGUAUCAGCACUAUGUGAAUACUCUAACAGACCAGAUACGGACUUGUGAUGAUAUACUUCGACAAGUGGAUGAGACCUUAGACCUAUUUAAUGAACUACAACUACAACACCAAGCAGUUGCAACAAAAACUAAAACUCUUCAUGAUGCAUGUGAUCGAUUGGUAAUGGAGAAGCAAAGGCUGAUUGAGUUUGCUGAAGCACUUCGCAGUAAGCUCCAGUAUUUUGAUGAGUUGGAGAAUAUUACUUCUAACUUUUAUUCUCCAAACAUGAACGUUGGAAAUGCAAACUUUCUCCCACUUCUUAAACGGCUUGAUGAGUGCAUAACGUAUGUUGCAAAUAAUCCACAAUAUGCAGAAUCCAGUGUUUAUUUGCUAAAAUUCCGUCAACUCCAGUCUCGGGCCCUGGGUAUGAUUCGCUCCCAUGUACUUUCUGUUCUCAAAAGCGCUUCUUCUCAGGUUGGGGCAGCAAUUAGGAGCAGUGGUGGCAACAAAGCAUCUCUUUCUGAGGGUGUUGAGGCAUCUGUAAUUUAUGUCCGUUUUGAGGCAGCUGCUAGUGAGCUUAAGCCGGUAUUGGAGGAAAUUGAAGGCAGAGCAUCAAGGAAAGAAUAUGUUCAUAUUCUUGCAGAAUGCCAUAAAUUGUACUGUGAACAGAGGCUUUCUUUGAUAAAAGGCAUAGUGCAUCAGCGAAUAUCUGAAUUUGCAAAGAAAGAGGGUUUGCCAUCGUUGACUAGGUCAGGAUGUGCUUACCUAAUGCAGGUAUGUCAACUUGAGCAUCAACUCUUUGAUCAUUUUUUCCCAUCUUCUUCAGAGGAUGUUUCAAGUUUGGCAUCAUUAAUAGAUCCUUUGUCUACAUACUUGUAUGACACAUUGCGGCCAAAACUCAUUUAUGAAACAAAUGUUGAUUUUCUUUGUGAGCUGGUUGAUAUCCUCAAAGUUGAAGUCUUGGGAGAACAGCUCAGUAGAAGGAGUGAGUCAUUGGCUGGGUUACGCCCUACAUUGGAAAGAAUUUUGGCAGACAUCCAUGAACGCUUGACUUUUCGUGCUCGAACACAUAUCCGUGAUGAGAUUGCAAAUUAUAUCCCAUUUGAUGAAGACUUGGAUUACCCUGCAAAACUGGAGCAUUCUGCAGAUGUGAAGUCAGAAAAUGCUUCUGCUGAUGCAAACCCAGAUGUAUUCAAAACUUGGUAUCCACCAUUGGAGAAAACCAUAUCUAUUCUUUCAAAAUUGUAUCGUUGUUUGGAACCAGCAGUCUUCACUGGCUUGGCACAGGAAGCUGUGGAAGUUUGUUCUGUCUCAAUCCAAAAAGCAAGCAAACUAAUUGCAAAGAGAUCAACACAAAUGGAUGGGCAGCUCUUCCUUAUAAAGCAUCUUCUGAUAUUAAGGGAACAGAUAGCACCAUUUGACAUAGAAUUCUCCGUCACAUACAAAGAACUUGAUUUCUCUCAUUUGCUGGAGCACCUAAGACGAAUACUUAGAGGUCAGGCCUCCUUAUUUGACUGGUCCAGAUCAACAUCAUUAGCGAGGACCUUAUCUCCCCGUGUUUUGGAAAGUCAAGUAGAUGCCAAGAAGGAACUGGAGAAAAGCUUAAAAGCAACUUGUGAGGAAUUUAUUAUGGCAGUCACUAAGCAAAUUGUGGAUCCUAUGCUUUCAUUUGUUACCAAGGUAACUGCUGUAAAAGUUGCACUAUCUUCUGGUACUAAGAAUCAAAUAGUUGACUCAGUUAUGGCCAAGCCACUCAAGGAACAAGCCUUUGCUAAACCAGAAAUGGUGGCUGAACUUGUCCAGAAGGUAAAUUCAGCUAUUCAGCAAGAACUUCCGGUGGUGAUAGCAAAGAUGAAACUUUAUUUACAGAACCCAUCGACAAGAACAAUUCUUUUCAAACCAAUUAAGACAAAUAUUGUGGAAGCUCAUAUCCAAGUUCACUCCCUUUUAAAAGCAGAGUAUUCUCCAGAGGAAAAAAACACCAUCAACAUGGUGGGCAUACAAGAACUGGAAGCACAGCUCGACAAUCUCCUGUAGUGAGGUAGCGAAGCUCAUUCGAUUUUCUUUUUUUUGCUCAGCUCAAAUUCUUCUGUAAUUUUUGGCUAUACAUACAGUGGUUUAGUCUGUUCAUAAGUUUGUAUUGAUAGAUAAGUAGAAAAGCUAAGUCCAUAUCUUUUUUUUCCCUGCCCUAAGAGCAUAAAUUUCGUUUCCUACUGUCUUCGCAACGAUUGUUGAUCAUAUCUUUCAUUAAUAAGUUUAUAUUUUUGCUUGUCUAUCUGAUUUGUCGAUGCUUUAAUCAUGAACGGUUAGCAUUCUCCUUUGAAACUAGUAAGAAAACCAGAGGUGGCCCCAAGUUAGAUUUAUCAAUAUCCAUGGGUUCCAAAUGCAUGGUUGUCUUCUUGAUGGAAAAUGCUUUGAUUCGAUGAUGAUAAGGGGAGGUUUCACACUUUUAUAUGUUGCUUGUUCAGAGAGAAUCGUGCUGAUAUAGUUAAGUCAUUUAAGGAGGUCAAGUCAUCCAGCCAAAUUGCAGACUCCAGCUUGGUAAACGUGUUUAACCACCGAAUACAACAAUAUUACUGGUUGAUUACGUUCCUAUAAGUGGAGCUUAAAUCAUCUCCCCACACUACCCCAAGACAAGCCCAAGAACAUGAAUCUACAUUGGGUCCUAAAGCUAACAUUUUCUGUUUUUCUUGGUCUGUUACCCUUCGGCCUCCAGCAAUGACACUCGUUUGCCAGUCCAGUCUAAACCUAGUCCAAAUCUGACAUGUUGUUUCUGUUUCCUCCGACACUCUCAGUUCAAGCCCAACUUAGUCCAUUCCUAUGUUACAAGCAGCUUCGAUUUGUCCAACAACUAGGAAAGUUUCAAAACAUGAACAAUCUCUUCUUGGAAGGGCUGGCCGCCAUCACCUGAUCAUUUGCACCCAAUGGUCAAUUAUUCCACCCCACGGUUUACU
Molecule: messenger RNA, 3365 nt
Organism: Durio zibethinus
Lineage: Eukaryota; Viridiplantae; Streptophyta; Magnoliopsida; Malvales; Malvaceae
Product: conserved oligomeric Golgi complex subunit 3-like
Biological process (GO): Golgi organization; intra-Golgi vesicle-mediated transport; intracellular protein transport
Cellular component (GO): COG complex; membrane; cis-Golgi network
Source: RefSeq, a predicted model, not a curated record